AUGGCAAACUUCCUCACCGUCAUGUCGUUGAUCACCGACCACCUGCACGGCGUGUACGGCGACAAGAUGCACGAGCAGGUUGCAUUGAUCACUCCGUACGCUCGCCAAAAGCAGAUGUACGCCGUGGCCUUCAACCGCCUCCGUCAUCUGCCAGGUUGGUCUGAUGCUCACCCCCCAAUGCUCGGGACUGAGGACUCUGUCGUCGAGUCGGAGCAUAAUCAUGUCAUUGUGGACUACGUUGCCUGCGUCCCCACCCACAAGGAGCUGGGCUUUCCAUCAAGACUUGGAGCAUGCUGGCUAUGGUGGUGA
This is a messenger RNA of Neohortaea acidophila, 309 nucleotides long. RefSeq lists its product as uncharacterized. The record is from RefSeq and is a predicted model, not a curated record. NCBI's taxonomy places the organism in Eukaryota, Fungi, Ascomycota, Dothideomycetes, Mycosphaerellales, Teratosphaeriaceae. The transcript has a single exon. The coding region runs from base 1 to 309 and encodes 102 amino acids.